This is a messenger RNA of Patiria miniata (bat star), 576 nucleotides long. RefSeq names its product proteasome assembly chaperone 3-like. Gene Ontology annotation, biological process: proteasome assembly. Bases 119 to 487 code for a protein of 122 amino acids. The transcript has 4 exons. Lineage: Eukaryota; Metazoa; Echinodermata; Asteroidea; Valvatida; Asterinidae. The record is from RefSeq and is a predicted model, not a curated record.
AAAACACACGUGCAUGCAUAAUUACCGUGCCAUACUGUACUGUACAAGUGUCGACGGGCAUGGUCGGCUGACGUGACUUUGUCAAAUUUAUAAUCAUACUUUACUCUUUAGAGUUGAGAUGGCUGGCGAAGAUUUACCCGUUUCCAAACAGGGAGCAGCCACAAUUGAUGGGAUUCACACAGACGUCGUGUGUACCGCCUUCAAAGACAGAAUAUUUGUCGCGAUAACACAGUACGAGAAACUAGGAACAAUUGUGCAUGUUAUUCCAGACUCGACCCCAGCAGACACGAGGCAGCAGAGUUUCACAACAAAAGUCCUUCUUGGGAAAGAUGAACCUAUUACCCACGUCAUGGCCAAGAACCUAGCAACGAAGAUCUGUGAAGGGCCAGACAGUAAGCCACUCCUCCUGGCCAUCGCUUUAAAGGAGCACUCCCCGUCGGUACUGAAAUCCCUUCAAGAACUAGUGGUGCAGUUCCGAGUGUGGUGACAUUCCCUUUAAUCAUGGCAGGGGUGUUCAAUCUCAGCUUUAAAGCUGAUUUCAGCUUUGUUUGUUUUAGAUUUCAGCUUUUUUCCCUC